This is a messenger RNA of Mobula hypostoma (lesser devil ray), 3014 nucleotides long. Its product is annotated as probable flap endonuclease 1 homolog. Bases 168 to 1676 code for a protein of 502 amino acids. Gene Ontology annotation, molecular function: 5'-flap endonuclease activity; magnesium ion binding; RNA-DNA hybrid ribonuclease activity. Lineage: Eukaryota; Metazoa; Chordata; Chondrichthyes; Myliobatiformes; Myliobatidae. Gene Ontology annotation, cellular component: nucleus. The record is from RefSeq and is a predicted model, not a curated record. The transcript is spliced from 11 exons.
CCCCCUUCUCUCCGCCUCCCCCUUCCCCCGGCCCCCGCUCCGCCUCUCGCUCGCCCUCUUCCCCUUUGUUCGUUCUCCGGACUCCCUGCUCGCUCGGCGGCAGCCACCGCUGCUGCUCUCAGCCGAUAACCGGCCACAGGAGGAGGCGGCCGGGCGGCCGGGCGGCCAUGGGCAUCAGCCGCCUGUCGGAGCUGAUCCGGGAGCGGGCGGCCGAGGCGGUCACCAACAAAACCAUCCACGCCUAUGAGGGGCGUGUGAUGGCGCUGGACGCCGCCGUUGUGAUGAACCAGUUCCGUAUGGCCCGGCCCGACAAGCGCUACCUGCAUCAUCUCAGCCAGAUUGUAGGUGUAUUUUACCGCACUGCCAGCCUUCUCGAGAAGGGGAUUAAACCGGUCUUUGUGUUCGACGGCCCGGCUCCCAGGAUGAAGUCCCGCGUGCUGCGCAAGAGGCUCGGCUGGAGACCCACCCUGGAGAAUGAGGAACACGCGUGUUCAACAGCCCCAGAGAGCGCGGAACACGCGUGUUCAACAGCCCCAGAGAGCGCGGAACACACAUGUUCAACAACCCCAGAGAGAGCGGAACACGCGUGUUCAACAGCCCCAGAGAGCGCGGAACACGCGUGUUCAACAGCCCCAGAGAGCGCGGAACACACGUGUUCAACAACCCCAGAGAGAGCGGAACACGCGUGUUCAACAGCCCCAGAGAGCAAGGAACACAUGUGUGGAUCAGCCCCAGAGAGAGAGGAACACACGUGUACUACAGCCCCGGAGAGAGGGGGAUGUGUGUGUAUAACGACCAUGGAAAGGGAGGAACGCGCAUGGAGACCGACCCCAGGGGGAUCCAGAUUAGUCAUGGAGAGCGAGGGACUUGUGCGGAAGCCUGGCGGGGAGAAGGAGGGACCAGGCCCCAACAGCCACCAGCAGGACUGUAAAGCGGCUGAGACGGAGGAGCCCGUAGCGAGGACCGGCCGCCGGGACUGUCAGCGUCUGCUCACCCUCCUGGGGGUCCCGUACAUUGAGGCUCCAGCUGAGGCAGAGGCCACGUGCGCGGCGCUGGUGAAAUCCGGCAAGGUUCACUGCACGGCCACGGAGGACAUGGACGCCCUGCCCUUCGGCUGCACCCGGCUCGUCCGCAAUGUCAGCGCCAAGAAGGAUGCGAGGGUGGAGGAAUUUUCUUUGCCAGACAUCCUGAAAGCACUGAAUCUGACACAGGAGCAGUUUGUGGACCUGUGCAUCCUGAUGGGGUGUGAUUACUGUGAGAAGAUCCGUGGUGUCGGCGUGAAACGAGCCCUACCCCUCAUCCAGACCCACAAGAACAUCGAGGGCAUCGUGCAGAAUCUCGACGCCAGGAGAUUCCCAGCCCCGGAGGACUGGCCGUACCAGGAGGCCCGGAGCCUCUUCCUGCGACCGGAGGUGCUGGACCCUCAUGAUGUGGUGCUGGAGUGGGGUGAGCCUGAUGAGGAGGGACUCGUGCAACUGCUCGUGCAUGAGAAGAAGGCCAAGGAGAAGCGAGUUCGGGAUCGAAUCAGGAGACUACGGGAGUCUCUCCGGGACGUGGAACGCCGGAGCCAGAUGUUCACAGCCGAGAAACAGCGCCGGCUUGACGAGUUCUAUCGCAAAGUGAAGGGACUCCGCUACUGCAGACAGUUGCCAGGGAGGCCUGAGAGCAAGGAUUAGGUGCUUACAUGGACAACGAACCGGAGGAGCCUGGACUCGGAUGCAGGGCCGGGACUCGAACUGGGACUUGGACAUGGAGCCAGGACUUGGACACGGAGCCCGGACUCAGACUGGGACAUGGGACGACAAAACCAAACAAAGACAGACAAUUUGUGUCUUGGCUCAGAAUAGCGGCAAACGGUCAGCAAUCCUCAGCUGGACGCGAGAUGACAAAACCAAACAACGACAGACAAUUCAUAUCUUGACACGGAGUAGCACCUGAAACAGCAAAUGGCCGGCAAUCACUUAAAUGGAGACGAAGGGACAGACUUCCCAACUCGAAGCAGUGGCAAACGGCCGGCAAUCCUCAGCUGGACACGAAAACGACAGAAUUCCCGAAGCAACCCCAGCACCAAAGCAACUUAGAGUUCACUACUUUCGGCAGCCCAGAUGAUGCAUUGCCACACUGGCUUAGGUGACAGACCAGCACUGAGUAGAUGUAAGCUGGAGUUUUAUGCUGCUGGUUCGGAUGAAAAUCAGGUGCCCUAAUCAAGGAGCCCUGUAGAACACAGGGAAAAGGAAAUUAACUGAAAUGAGGAGUCAACGGACCGGACCGUGACAGGUAUUGGAGCAUCACUGCCAUUGGGUUUUGAUUUGUCAGAAGUAAUGUCUUGCAAACCCUGCCAGAGUUGUUGUACACCCGAUGUCGCCUCUGACCACAUUUGAAAUUGUCUCUUUGCCCUUGAAAUAGCCUUCUGCAAAUCAUACCCGGUUUUCUGGUACGUUAUGGGCGUUAUGGGGAGGUGGUGAAGGUGGGCCCGUGGAUAUUUUUUUAACAAAACAUUUGAUAAACUCCCUCAGAAAAUUAAGAUGCAGGGAUCCAUGGGGAAUUGGCCAUUUGGACUCAGAACUGGUUUGCCACAGAAGACAGCGGGUAGUGGUCAGAGGGUCUUAUUCGAGUUGGAGGUCUGUAAUGAGUGGAGUUCCUCAGGGAUCUGUGCUGGGACUCCUGCUGUUUGUGAUGUAUAUAAAUGGCCUGGAUGAAGAUAUAGAUGGGUGGGUUAGUAAGCUUGUGGACAUUACAAGGAUUGGUGGUGAUGUGGAUAGUGUAGAAGAUUGGCAAAGAAUACAGAGCAACAUUGAUCAAUUCCAGAUGGUGGUUGGUUGUUGUAUCCAGCGAUGACAGGAAACCUUCUGGGCGAGUUUUUAAAGAGGAAAAGCCAUUGCACUGGGGGAUUUCCACUCUCUUGAGCUUGAAAGUCUGGGUCCAGUGGUACGAGUAGUCGUCACAAACUGGGGCCUCCCUUAGUCGCAAUGGAUGACCAUGACGCCUUCUGUACCUGGCCAUGCCCCUCGCUC